Molecule: messenger RNA, 3017 nt
Organism: Lepus europaeus (European hare)
Lineage: Eukaryota; Metazoa; Chordata; Mammalia; Lagomorpha; Leporidae
Gene: LVRN
Product: laeverin
Exons: 20
Coding region: 1-2979 (992 amino acids)
Biological process (GO): proteolysis; peptide catabolic process
Cellular component (GO): cytoplasm
Molecular function (GO): peptide binding; metalloaminopeptidase activity; zinc ion binding
Source: RefSeq, a predicted model, not a curated record
AUGGGGUCCCCUUCCAGCUCCGGCUUCUACUUGAGCCGCGCGGUGGCCCUGCUGCUCGCCGGGGUGGUCGCCGCGCUCCUGCUGGCGCUGGCCGUGCUGGCAGCCCUGUACGGACACUCCGUGCGCGCCCCGCCAUCGGAACCCAGGGUCCCCGGCGUCCCCGACUCUGCGUCCUCCCCUCCCUUCGGGCAAGAGGAGACCCAGCCCACUCCAAAAUCCGGCUCUGCACCGGAGCGGGCGGCGACGACCUCCUCGAGCGACUGGCGACCCCCGGGACCCUGGGACCAGCUGCGCCUGCCGCCCUGGCUUGUGCCGCUGCACUACGACCUGGAGCUGUGGCCCCGGCUGCGGCCGGACGCGCUCGCGGCGCCCGAGGUGCGCUUCAGCGGCCGCGUGAAUAUCACGGUGCGCUGCACGGCGGCCACCACGCGGCUGCUGCUGCACAGCCUCUUCCUAGACUGCGAACGCGCCGAGGUGCGGGGCCCCCUGCCCCCGGGCACCAGGGCCGGGGCCGCGGGCCGCGUGCCGGUGGACAACGUGUGGUUCGCGCUGGACACGCAGUACAUGGUGCUGGAGCUGGGCGAGGCCCUGCAGCCGGGGGCCCGCUAUGAGCUGCAGCUCAGCUUCUCCGGCCCGGUGUUCGCGGACAUCAGGCAGGGGCUGUUCCUAAACGUCUACGCAGACCAGGGCGAGCGCAGGGCCCUGAUAGCCUCGCAGAUGGAGCCGACGUUUGCCAGGAGCGUCUUCCCGUGCUUUGACGAGCCGGCUCUGAAGGCCACCUUCAACGUCACACUUGUUCAUCACCCGGUUUACGUGGCCCUCUCCAACAUGCCGGUGCUGAGUCGGUCGGAAAGGGAAGACGUGAACGGCAGCAGGUGGACGGCCACCACCUUUCACACCACACCCCGCAUGCCCACCUACGUGGUGGCCUUUGCUGUCUGCGACUUGGACUUCGUCAGCCGCACCGAAAGGGGGAAGGAGAUCCGCAUCUGGGCACGGAAAGAAGCCAUUGCAAACGGAAACGCGGACUUCGCCUUGAACAUCACAGGGCCCAUCUUCUCUUUCCUGGAGGAUUUGUUUAACAUCAGUUACCCUCUUCCAAAAACAGAUUUAAUUGCCUUGCCUGUUUUUGACAAGCAUGCAAUGGAAAACUGGGGCCUGAUGAUGUUCGAUGAAUCUUUGUUGUUGCUGCAACCCAGUGACCAGCUGACGGAGAAAAAGGCUACGAUCACCAACGUCGUCUCCCACGAGAUCGGACACCAGUGGUUUGGAAACCUGGUCACCAUGGACUGGUGGAACAACAUCUGGCUCAAUGAGGGCUUCGCGUCUUAUUUCGAGCUUGGAGUCGUUGACAGCUUCAACCCUAGACUCCCAAGAAAUGAGAUCUUUUUAUCCGAUGUUCUGCAUGUUAUCCUUGGACAAGAUCACACCUUGGUGUCCAGAGCUGUGUCCACAAGGGUGGGAAAUUUCACAGACACAAAAGAAAUCAAUGAGCUCUUCGACCUGUUUACAUACUACAAGGGAGCCUCUCUGGCCCGGAUGCUCUACAGCUUCCUGAAUGACCGUGUCUUUAUCAGCGCCCUCAAGUCCUAUCUGGAGGCAUUUUCUUACUCCAACGCUGACCAAGAUGAUUUGUGGAGGCAUUUUCAAAUGGCUGUGGAUGCCCAGCGUGCAGUCGUCCUGCCGGCAACAGUGAAGAGCAUAAUGGACAGCUGGACCCACCACAGUGGUUUUCCAGUCGUCACUUUAAAUGUGUCCUCUGGAGUCUUGCGGCAGGAACCGUUUUACCUGGGAAAGGUCCACAAUCAGACUCUUCUCGGCCCCAGUGACACAUGGAUUAUUCCUAUUCUUUGGAUAAAAAAUGGAACUACACAAUCUUUAGUCUGGCUAGAUAAAAGCAGUGAAACAUUCCCUGAAAUGCGAGUUUCAGAUUCUGACCACGACUGGGUGAUUUUAAAUUUGAAUAUGACUGGCUAUUAUAGAGUUAAUUACGAUCAAUUAGGUUGGAAGAAAUUAAAACAGCAGCUUGAAAAGGAUCCUAAGGCAAUCCCUGUUGUGCACCGGCUGCAGCUGAUUGACGACGCCUUUGCCUUGUCCAAAAACAAUUAUAUUGACAUUGAAACGGCACUUGAUUUAACCAAGUACCUUGCUGAAGAAGAUGAAAUCGUAGUGUGGCGUGCAGUCUUGGUAAACUUGAUAACCAGCGAUCUUGUUUCUGAUGCGAGCAACUAUGAUAUGUACCCAUUCUUAAAGAAGUAUCUAUUAAAGAGACUUAAGUCAAUAUGGAAUACUUAUUCAACUAUAAUCCGUGAAAAUGUGGCAGUACUACAAGAUGACUAUUUGGCUCUAAUAUCCCUGGAGAAACUCUUUGGAAGUGCGUGUUGGUUGGGCCUUGAAGACUGUCUUCAGCUGUCAAGAGAGCUCUUCAGAAAAUGGAUGAGCCGUCCCGAGGAUGUAAUACCAAGUCCAAUUAGAAGUAUGGUUUUGUGUUACGGCGUUGCCUUGGGAAGUGAUGAAGAAUGGGACUUUGUGUUCAAUUUCUACACUAAUACCACGGAGGAAGAGGAAAGGAUACAGUUUGUUUACGCCAUGAGCUGCAGUAGAGACCCGUGGAUACUUAACAGGUAUUUGGAAUAUGCCAUCAUUGUAUCUCCAUUUGCUUUUAAUGAGACAAAUGUGAUUGAAACCGUGGCUGCCUCCGAAGUUGGCCGGUACAUUGCAAAGGACUUUUUAGUCAACCACUGGCAGGCUGUGAGUGAAAGGUACGGCCCACAUGCCUUGGUUAGUCUCAUGUACACGAUUGGGAGAACAAUAAGUACAGAUUCACAGAUCGCAGAGCUGCAGCAGUUUUUCAGCAGCAUGUUGGAGGAGCACCAGAGGCUCGCAGCCCAGGCCAGACUGCAAAGCACGAAGAACGAGAAUCUGGACCACAGAAAGCGAAGCGCCAGGAUCGCCGCGUGGCUGCGCAAGCACACGUAGCCCCGGGAGUUACCGCUAGUCCACGCCAGCUGUCUUGC